This is a messenger RNA of Spathaspora passalidarum NRRL Y-27907, 564 nucleotides long. RefSeq lists its product as uncharacterized. The record is from RefSeq and is a predicted model, not a curated record. Lineage: Eukaryota; Fungi; Ascomycota; Pichiomycetes; Serinales; Debaryomycetaceae. Bases 1 to 564 code for a protein of 187 amino acids. The transcript has 2 exons.
AUGACAGAACCAACACCACCUGAUUCAAAGCAACUUACAACAAUAUAUAAGAAGAAUGGUCAGUUCGACUCUCAACGGAAGCAACUUCUUGAAAAUUUCAAACAAUCAGAAACAUACGCCAACUUACUCCUCAAACUUAAGAUUCUUGUUGAAAACAAAGUCAAGCAAGAUCCUACUAUCCUUACUAAAAACAAGGGGAAAAUGGCAGCAUUAAUACAGGGUGAAAUCAUAAAUGACAGUAGUGGUGCAGCUGGAUUGCUUAGUAUUGUCGAUAGAGAUAUUCAAGAUAAAAUUAUUGAUUCUCCCGAGUUUCACAAUGUUAUUCGAGAACAAUUAAUGGAUAUACGACGGAUCCUUAUGGGUAUAAGUGAUGAAGAGUAUGCUAAACAAAGGGAGCAAGAGAAGUUAAGGUUGGAAAGACUAAAAUUAGAAGCUAAGUUUGCUAAUAAUACUGAUUAUAAGAAUAACUUCAGAGUCAAGAGUUUGAGUAGCACCACUCACCGUGUGACCAAACCUCCAAGAUUCAAUAUUCAUUCAAAUUCCAAACACAAGUUUACAAUCUAA